Messenger RNA from Sparassis crispa, 627 nucleotides. RefSeq lists its product as hypothetical. The transcript is spliced from 2 exons. The record is from RefSeq and is a predicted model, not a curated record. Lineage: Eukaryota; Fungi; Basidiomycota; Agaricomycetes; Polyporales; Sparassidaceae. The coding region runs from base 1 to 627 and encodes 208 amino acids.
AUGCCAAAGGUUGAGUUGCCAGAUGCAGAGGAUGUGGAGGAUGACGAAGAUGAUGAAAUGCACAGAAGACCGGAAUCUGAGGUGCUGGCACUCCCCUCCGACUUCAGCAGCAGCGAGCGUCAGACAUUUGGAUUAGAAAUUCUUGCCACCUUCGAGAGACGCAUCCGGAUGGGGCAGGCAUAUGACCUACUCAGUGCCAUCAAGGAAUCACUAUGGCAUCAAGGCGCAUUUCUCAGCGACAAGACUAAGCACGUGCAGGGACAGAAGGACAACACUCGAGCCCAGAGGAUGAUCCAGAGUGUGGCCAAGCACACACGAAGUCUCGCGCGGCGAUACAACCACAAUCGACAAAGGUUGAUCGACCUCAGGAUGGAUGACGAUGACUCGCCCUUACGCACGAUCGACCUCAAGAAGGACCUAACUAUCAAAAAUAUACGUGUUGCACACUCGCUCGGGGAUAGCAAGGAAGUGCGUGUGUGGUUCUGGAAUGUAGCUCCCCCUGGAGCGACAGCUCAAGAUGUUGCAGCUUGGGCUGUCGAAGUGGAACGAGUUGAAUGGUUCCGAGCUAGCGCUGAGAAAGCGUGUCACGACGAAGAGGUCAACAAACUGCACGAAGAGUUUCGAUGA